AUAGAAGAAGAAGUGGCAACACGAUGUGUGUUGUGGAUUAGUAGCGUUAAUUUAAGUUUAAAUGUUUUUGUGUGUUUAAUUUGUAUUAUUAUUAUCUUUAUUUAAACCGCGUUCAUUGUGGAUUCGUAGUAUUUUAAGAAGCCUGUUCUAAGACACAUGAAGAACAGAGGUGUUGGCUGGCUGGACACCCGGCUGAAGCACCGAGUGCAGCAGUAUCUGCAGAACAGCAAUGAUGAAUAUGUUGACAUUGCAGCCAUGGCACUGAGACUUCAAAAGCUCUACAGAUUGGACUAUGGCAGAAGAAGUAAGACAGCAUUCAGAAUUCAAGUAGACAAAGUGUACCAAGGAAUCAAGAAGGAGUGUGAGCUGAGUGAUCUGGAGAGCAAACACUUGGUGAAGAGAGCCAAGCAGAGCAACAACGACACAGAUGAUGGCAGCACCACCUCAGACGUGUCCGCUGACAGUGAAGAAGACGUUCCUGUGACCGCGGCCUCCAAACACAUGAACAGCUCUCUCACAUUUCUCUACCACAAAGGCAAGCCUGACAUCAGCACCUCCUCACCUGGAGGAGGUCGGCGUGGUACGAGUUCUCCAAAUUCAGCUGCACAGGUUUCCACGGGGGGCUGGUUUAUAGACAGAGGCCCUGACAAGAAGAUCCUCAUCGAUCUGUGUGGAGAAGAGCCCUCUGCUCCAACAGCAAAAGAGCAGAUGGAUGUUUUGAUGCCAGAAGAUGACAAAUCUCAGAAGAGACCCAAAAAAAGGACAAAGACUGGAACCACAGGGUCUCAAACGUCCAACAAGAAAGAAAAGUCGAGCUCCUCUGAGCUGGAGUAUCCCACACUGACGUUUGACGAUGUUGGAGGCAACGAAGAUGUUUUAAUUGAGAUGUGUAAACUGAUGGUGCACAUGCGCCACCCCGAGGUGUACCAGAAGCUAAGGAUGGUCCCUCCGAGAGGCUUUCUGCUGCAUGGACCACCUGGCUGUGGAAAGACUCUGUUGGCCCAGGCUGUGGCUGGGGAAUUGGAGCUGCCCAUGCUGAAGGUGUCUGCUCCGGAGCUGGUGUCUGGAGUCUCUGGGAGUCUGAGCAGGAAGCUGAGGGAGCUCUUCAGCCUGGCUGUGAGCUCCGCCCCCUGUAUCCUCUUCAUCGAUGAAAUUGAUGCCAUCACUCCGAAGAGAGAAGUGGCCUCUAAAGACAUGGAGAGGAGGAUUGUGGCUCAGCUUCUUACCUGCAUGGACGACCUGAACAGCCUGUCAGCUUCAGUUCAAGUUCUGGUCAUCGGUGCUACCAACAGGCCAGACUCCCUCGACCCCGCCCUGCGCAGAGCUGGCCGUUUUGACAGAGAGAUAUGCCUUGGUAUCCCAGAUGAAGCAGCACGUCUCAGGAUUCUGAAAACUUUGUGCCGAAACUUGGAACUGCCUCAGGACUUUGACUACCAUCAGUUGGCCCGGCUCACCCCGGGCUACGUGGGCGCAGACCUGAUGGCGCUGUGCCGUGAGGCUUCCAUGACUGCUGUAAACAGGAUUCUGCUAGAAACAGUAAAGUUGCCACAUCAAAAUAAUGGUCCAAAUAACAACCCUGCGAGUGCUGUCUCUGGUCCAGACGGCUGCAUAGAGGGAUCCAUUGUUAGCCACAACGCAGCCAACGCUGGGACGGGAAACACCGGUCCACCACCUCAGAAGGCAGAGGAGCUGUCCCACCUCCUGGAACUGCUGAAGAACACGGAGUCGCUGUCAGAGGAGAAGCUGGCCGGCCUGUCUGUCCUCCUGUCUGACUUCCAGGCGUCUCUGGCCAGCGUCCAGCCCUCAGCCAAGAGGGAAGGGUUUGCCACUGUGCCUGAUGUCACCUGGGAUGAUGUGGGAGCGCUACAGGACAUCCGAGAGGAACUCACCAUGGCCAUUCUGGCCCCAGUGCGUUCUCCAGAACACUUCAAAGCCUUGGGACUGACUGCACCAGCUGGAGUGCUCCUCGCUGGACCACCAGGAUGUGGGAAAACCCUGCUGGCCAAGGCCGUGGCUAAUGAGUCCGGGCUGAACUUCAUCUCUGUCAAAGGUCCAGAGUUACUCAACAUGUAUGUGGGUGAGAGUGAGCGCGCUGUGAGACAGGUGUUCCAGAGAGGACGCAGCUCUGCUCCGUGUGUCAUCUUCUUUGAUGAGAUCGACGCUCUGUGUCCUGUCCGCUCGGCGUCCGAGUCGGGGGCCAGUGUGCGAGUGGUCAACCAGCUCCUCACAGAAAUGGAUGGCUUAGAGAGUCGGCGGCAGGUUUUCAUCAUGGCUGCCACCAACAGACCAGAUAUCAUUGACCCUGCAGUGCUGAGGCCUGGCCGCUUAGAUAAGACUCUGUACGUGGGCCUGCCUCCUCCAGAAGACCGCCACGCCAUCCUGACCACCAUCACCAAGGAUGGCACCAAACCUCGUCUGGACCCAGGUGUGUGUCUGCAAGCACUCGCCUACAACGAGCGCUGCGACUGCUUCACUGGAGCGGACCUGUCAGCUUUGGUGAGAGAAGCCUCCAUUAACGCUCUGAGGGACCAUCUGAAGAUCCAGGAUUCCUCCUCUUCCCGUCACACGUCCUCCAGCGUCGUUGACAUCAGAGUGACCAAGCAGAACUUCGAGGAUGCCUUCAAGAAAGUUCGUCCGUCUGUGUCGCAGAAGGAUCGGAGGAUGUACGAGCAGCUCAGAGAGUCCCUGAAGGCCUGAGACCAGAUCCCUGCAGCUCAGAGGGUCCCCUGAAGCCCUGAGACCAGAUCUCUGCAGCUCAGAGGGUCCCCUGAAGCCCUGAGACCAGAUCCCUGCAGCUCAGAGGGUCCCCUGAAGCCCUGAGACCAGAUCCCUGCAGCCCAGAGGGUCCCCUGAAGCCCUGACACCAGAUCUCUGCAGCUCAGAGGGUCCCCUGAAGCCCUGAGACCAGAUCUCUGCAGCUCAGAGGGUCCCCUGAAGCCCUGAGACCAGAGCCCAGGAGCUCAGAGGGUCUCCUGAAGCCCUGAGACCAGGACCCAGCAGCUCAGAGGGUCCCUGAAGCCCUGAGUCCAGGUCCUGGCAUCUGGUACUGACUGGUUCAUCAUUUGAGCUGCUAUAAAGGAGGACGUGUCAUAUUUUGGUUUUUCACCUCAAACUGUGUCUUCACUCAGUUAUGGACACUUAAGAAAGACCACAAACUCUUCUGAUCCUAUAAACUAUUUGUGCAACAUUUGUUGCCGUCACGAUUUGCAGUUUGUUUUUUGUUUUUAAUUCCGUUGUCAGUAAAACUUCUAAUCUCUGGGUCUUUGUUUUCUCUUGUGUGAUUUCAGAUGUUCACUUCCUGAUAAACGUUACCUGCUGUCCUGAACGUUUUCUUUCUGAUGAAGCUUUGGCUUGUUUGGUGACGACACGUGUUUUGUGUUCAGCGGGAAGGCUCCCUCGUCCUUAAACAUGCUAUGCUAAUCCGCUGCUAACCUCAUGUGCUCACUGAACCGUUUCUGGAGGAGUUGAGGAACUGUUUGUAUGAUCCCCGUACUUAAUUGGAUGGAACCACAGCUUUUGGAUGUUACUGAAAUCACAGGAUGUCACUGUUGGACACUGAGAAGUCCAUCAUCACGUGUGAUGCGACCACGCGGUGCAGAGCGCAAGAGAACGCAUCACGCAGGGUUCCUGCAGGCCCUUUAAACACGUUGA
Messenger RNA from Thalassophryne amazonica, 3651 nucleotides. RefSeq names its product nuclear VCP like (gene nvl). The record is from RefSeq and is a predicted model, not a curated record. The coding region runs from base 157 to 2697 and encodes 846 amino acids. Gene Ontology annotation, cellular component: nucleus. Lineage: Eukaryota; Metazoa; Chordata; Actinopteri; Batrachoidiformes; Batrachoididae. Gene Ontology annotation, molecular function: preribosome binding; RNA binding; ATP binding. Gene Ontology annotation, biological process: ribosome biogenesis. The transcript is spliced from 24 exons.